AGAGGCUCCAGAUCAAAUCUAGGGUAUGCUCGGCUGCUCUGUUCAGGCACUUGAAGACGGGAAAAGCAACGAAGAAACCACGCAGAAGGUAGUUAUAUGUCAACAAGAAGUCGAGAGAGGUGGGGGAUGUGAGCAUUCUCAUAAACAACGCUGGCAUCGUCACAGGCAGGAAUUUCAUGGACGCGCCAGACUCCCUCAUUGAGAAAACCAUUGAAGUAAACACCAUGACACACUUUUGGACUUAUAAAGCCUUCCUCCCAGCGAUGACUGUCAACAACCAUGAUCACCUGGUCAGUGUUGCUAGCACAGCGGGUCUGAUUGGUGUCAAUGGACUAGCAGAUUACUGUGCCAGCAAGUUUGCUGCUAUUGGCUUUGCUGAGUCUGUGGCUCUGGAGCUGCUGGCAACAGGGAAGGAUGGUGUCAAGACUACCAUUGUGUGUCCACACUUCAUGAACACUGGCAUGUUCGAUGGCUGCAAUUCUAAGUAAGUUAUCAGCCAUAAGAAGUGUUACUGUAUAUGGGAUUACAUUUCCCACUUUAAAGUUGCCAUUGUGUUUAUAAGAGGUUAUUAUCCUCAUUGCAUAUUUGUAAUAGUUUUUCUCAUGAAAAGUUUGAGAUGACCCUGCUGAAGGGUAUUUAUUCAUCCAUGAAUAAAUUAAUAUGCAAUCCCUUUAAGAGCCAGGGCCAGUUCUGUUUUUAUGGGACAUGAAACUGAACAAGAUACUUUUUAAAUUGAGAUUGGUUUUAUGAAGCGUGAAAUGGAAGGCCUUGUCUCGGCAUUGAC
Molecule: messenger RNA, 784 nt
Organism: Oncorhynchus kisutch (coho salmon)
Lineage: Eukaryota; Metazoa; Chordata; Actinopteri; Salmoniformes; Salmonidae
Product: epidermal retinol dehydrogenase 2-like
Exons: 4
Coding region: 177-488 (103 amino acids)
Cellular component (GO): lipid droplet
Molecular function (GO): oxidoreductase activity, acting on the CH-OH group of donors, NAD or NADP as acceptor
Source: RefSeq, a predicted model, not a curated record